UGUCGAAAGUGAAAAAGGGGCGUGUUAAUCAGAGUAGUCAGUUUAAAAAAAACAUGGAUGUCGAAGAAUUGUUGACAUUCAAGCCUGUCAACACACCUAAAAGGCCGCAGGAUGAUGAGCCUGGCAGGUCAGAUGACGGCCCUGGCGAGUAUGAACGGUACCGAAAAAUGCGGCGGCUCGAUGAGCGGCCAACACAAGUUCGGAGAAGAGAGGAGCAAAUGGCACCUCCCAAAUUCAAAGAAGACGCAGAUGAAGAAGGUCGACAAAAAAUAAAGCAGAUUGUCGAUUCGCUGGAUGAGGGAGGCGCUGGUGAGUCUGACGUUUUGGACGAAAAUGCUAUGAAGAGAAUGGUCCUGCUUUUCGAAAAGAGGGCCCUGAAAAACCAAGAGAUGAGGAUCAAGUUUCCAGACUCGCCUGAAAAGUUCAUGGAAUCUGAAGUUGAACUUCACACAACCCUGACAGAACUCAGAGCCUUGGCCACCGUUCCAGAGCUAUACCCAAAGCUUGUGGAAUUAGGAGCUGUUCCCUCUAUGCUGGAGCUUUUGGCGCACGAGAACACUGACAUUGCGAUUGCUGUUGUGAAUCUUCUCCAAGAGCUGACAGACAUUGAUACCCUAACAGAAAGUCAGGAAGGCUCUGAAGCCCUUGUGGACGCACUGAUGGCAGGGCAAGCUUGUGCUCUGCUCGUACAAAAUUUAGAUAGGCUUGACGAGAGUGUACCUGAGGAGGCUGAGGGUGUGCACAACACAUUGUCAAUAUUUGAAAACAUAACGGAAGUAAGGUCUCAAAUAUGUAAUGAUGCAGCCAGUCAAGGACUCCUGUCUUGGCUCUUGAAGAGGCUGAAAGCAAAAAUGCCAUUCCACGCAAAUAAACUCUACACUAGUGAGAUGUUGUCAAUAUUGCUGCAAAGCAAUAAUGAAAACCGGCAGCUGUUGGGAGAUUUGGAAGGCAUUGAUAUUCUCCUUCAGCAGCUUGCAUAUUACAAGAGACAUGACCCCUCAUCUUCUGAGGAGCUAGAAAUGAUGGAGAAUCUGUUUGACUGCCUUUGCAGUAGCCUCAUGCUUGCCUCCAACAGGGACAAAUUUCUCAAGGGUGAAGGUUUGCAGCUAAUGAACCUUAUGCUAAGGGAAAAGAAGCAGUCAAGGAAUGGAUCAUUGAAGGUUUUGGAUCAUGCUAUGUCGGGGCCCGAUGGAAAGGAUAACUGCAACAAGUUUGUGGACAUUUUGGGACUUCGGACAAUUUUCCCUCUUUUCAUGAAGACACCACCACGAAGCAAGAAAAGAACAAUCUCAACAGAAGAACACGAAGAGCAUGUGAGCUCUGUCAUUGCAAGUAUGUUGAGGAACUGCAGAGGAGGCCAAAGAACAAGACUGCUUACAAAAUUUGCUGAAAAUGACCACGAAAAAAUUGACCGGCUCAUAGAGUUGCAUUUUAAGUAUCUUGAGAAGAUGGAAAAAGCUGACUUAGCCAUUGACGAAGAUGUGCGAAAGCAGAGGAGGCGUGAUGACAGUGACGAUGAGGAGGACGAAGACACUAUUUACUUGAAGCGCUUGGAUGCUGGGCUCUUCACAUUACAAUUAAUUGACUAUGUCAUUUUGGAGAUUUGCAGCAGUGGACAACCAUCCAUUAAGCAGAGAGCUCUGCAAAUGUUGAAUCUUCGGGGCGGUUCUACCAAAACAAUCAAGCAGAUAAUGAGAGAAUACGCUGGUAAUCUUGGCGAACUUGGAGAUAAAGAAUGGAGGUCUCAAGAGCAACAGCACAUUUUGAAUCUGGUGGACAAGUUUUAAUAAUUUGUUUCCAUUGGACCUGUUCUUGUAAAAUAAAAUAUAAAAAAGUUUUUUGAAUUGCAAACAAUUU
Molecule: messenger RNA, 1857 nt
Organism: Neocloeon triangulifer
Lineage: Eukaryota; Metazoa; Arthropoda; Insecta; Ephemeroptera; Baetidae
Product: beta-catenin-like protein 1
Exons: 10
Coding region: 54-1787 (577 amino acids)
Cellular component (GO): spliceosomal complex
Source: RefSeq, a predicted model, not a curated record